CGCGCCCCUCGGGCGGGGUGGGGGGAGGUGCGGGGGUGGGCCGGGGUUUCGGUGGCGGCGCGCUCGCUCCCGGGAGGCGCGCGCGCGCCCAGGGCGGUGGGGAGAGAAGCAAGCCGGGCCGGAGCCGAGCCGGGUGUGUGUGGGGGUGCGUGUGGCGUGUGGCGUGAGCAGGAGCGUGUGUGAAGGAGGGCGGGCGGCGGGGAGCGAGUGCGAGGGGCCAAGCCGAGCUGAUCCGCCGCGAUGAACACGGUUCUGUCGCGGGCGAACUCGCUGUUCGCCUUCUCGCUGAGCGUGAUGGCGGCGCUGACCUUCGGCUGCUUCAUCACCACCGCCUUCAAAGACAGAAGGGUCCCGGUCCGAGUCCACGUCUCCCGAAUCAUGCUAAAAAAUGUAGAAGACUUCACUGGACCUAGAGAACGAAGUGACCUGGGAUUCAUUACAUUUGAUGUAACAGCCGAUCUAGAGAAUAUAUUUGAUUGGAAUGUAAAGCAGUUGUUUCUAUAUUUAUCAGCAGAAUAUUCAACAAAAAAUAAUGCUCUGAACCAGGUUGUCCUUUGGGACAAGAUCAUUCUGAGAGGCGAUAAUCCGAAGCUGCUGCUGAAAGAUAUGAAAUCAAAAUAUUUUUUCUUUGACGAUGGAAAUGGUCUCAAGGGAAACAGGAAUGUUACUUUAACCCUCUCUUGGAAUGUUGUACCAAAUGCUGGAAUUCUACCUCUUGUGACAGGAUCAGGACAUGUCUCUAUUCCAUUCCCAGAUACAUAUGAAAUAACAAAGAGUUAUUAUUAAAUUAUUAUUCUGAAUUUGAGCAACAUAUUUUUAUACUUAAUGAAUUUUAUCUCAUUUGCCCCAUCCCUUUGCUCCUUUUUGCUCCUUCUUCUUUUGCCCUAAUAGCAAGAGAAAACUUGCUUUUGGUUGUAACUUUUUUAAAAAUUAGGUUUCUUUUGGUUUUUGUUUUUUUUACAAGAGCCAACAUUGAAAAACAUAACUGAAAGGAAAGGUAAAUAGGUGACAAAGUUUUUUUGAAAUUGGCCACCUGAAUGAAGUAUUACCUUUCUUAUUAAUAAAAGUUGAAAAACCCUCAAAUAGUCUUGAUUUGUAAAAUAUCUGUUUGAAGUAUUCUCUGCAUUUCCAUUAUUCUUAUGGAAUAUAAAGUGAAGAGCAUGAAGGGUAGUUAAAACUUCCAGGUGCCUGUAGAGUCAUAAGAACUCUGUAUUAUAUGCCUUCCAUUCAUGCAAAUAAGCAUUUGAUGUGAUUCAGAUGUAGACAUUCUCUUGUAUCUUUUCUGAGUAUGUCUGAUAACCGGCAAAAUACUGUCAUAUAUUGUUAUAUAUUAGAAGUCUGGUUUACAAAAUAGCUAAAAGUGACUUAAGUGUCACUUAGGAAUGCCCAUAUUUCUUUUUUUUUAAUACAGGUAACUAGCAAUUUUCUCCACUUAAAAGGCUAAAUACCUCUUUAUAUGCUAUAAGCCUGUCUGUUACAAAAAUUUUUAAAGCCUCUUAAGUGAACCAAAUGUGUGUCUUUUAAGUACUUUUUUUUUAAACUUUCCUUCCUGUGAUAUCUUUAUAUAACUUCUUAGCAUUGUCACUGAGAAUUGAAGAUUUCAGCAUGGUUUAUCCUCCUUUCUAACAAGUCUAUCUUGGUGAGCAUGCCUAGUGUCAUUGAAUGGGGAUUAUUUAAAAGCUUCCACCAGGCUAUACUUUGAUACUAACGGUAUGAAAAUAGUACCAGCUUGCCACAGCUUACAGGCCAUUCUACAGAGCCAUAUCUGGUCAUCAUGUUUGUUAACUCUGGAUGCCUUGUGCUCUGCUUCCUGAGUGUUAUGUCAUCUUGUGAGGGGGAACAAGUGAGUGUAGAUGUUAUCCUGAGAACCAUUCCAUGGAAUUUAUUUGUAGUUAUUUUAAACAUUUUUGUAUCUCAGAAAUUGAGAGAAGGGACCUCAGAGAUAUAAACCAGUUCAUUUGCAUGCUAAGUUAUAAACAAACUGCAAUUGGCCAUAGUUAGCAUACAUGCUCACAUUCAGUGCAAAUCAAAUUGUAAGAUAUAUAGCAGGUAACAAAUUUGAAGUUGACAUUAAACCUUUUUAUAAAUUGGCCUUAAAAGUUGCAAAUAGGAAACCAUAAAUAAACUUCCUCUCAAGAGCAAACAUUUUAACACAGUGGUUACAUAAUUGGGAACAAUCAAAUGGCUUCUUCUUUCUUAAGAAUUAUUCUGAUGUCCUAACAAAAAUUGUCUUUUAUCUUUAUUCACAACAACCAUUUUUUAUAAAUGCAAAUUUAGUGAGUUGCUAUUAUAAUUAAUAUAACCCAUUUAUAAAUCCUAGUCUUGGACUCUGACAUAUUUCUUCAGGAUUGAAUGUGUCAAGGGAAGAAAAGUAAGGUAAAGGUUUCAGAUGGGGGGUUACUUUUAGCAUAAGGAUGCUGCUUGAAAAACAGCCCAUGGGAUGAGGAGGAGCCCUAAUAUUAGGAAGGAUAACCUACUUUGAUCCAGCUUUCCCUCAUCCAAUACAAAAUAAUUUUUCUUGGAUCCCCCAGGCCUUGCAAACUUAACUCCCUUAAGGUAAUAUGGACUAAUAUCAGCUUGGAAAUAUGGCGCCUAGACUGACACUAAAACUACUAUAAUUGAGCUUGAAUGAUAAGGGCAUGGCUUGAUCAUAGAAAGCAGUGGUGUACAACAAGCAGCCUGCUGUUCAGCUAGUACUUUAUUUGAGCUACUGGAUAGUCGCGAAAGUUUGAGAAAGCAUUAAUUAUUUAUAAGACUUCUACUCACAUUGAGUGAGUUUGAUGGAAGUGACAAACCAAGAUUGGCCUGAUGCUAUUUAAUUGUUUACUUGAUGUGUAAUUAGGAAGCAAAGUAUAGUAACACCUCAUUUAAUCUGGAUAGUCUAGUGAUAACUGAUUAGUCUGUUUCACUUGUGAGUUUGUUCAGGGCAAGGAUAGUACCUGAAUUAAGGGCCUGGACUCCAGGAACAUUUCUGAGGGCACACAAUUCUAUUGGUUAAUCAGUGCUUAGUAGCCAGAUCAACUUCAGAACCAAAAUUAUUUGAAAGAGGUUUCAUUAAAAAAUAGAAAUAUGAACUUGUUACUGACUUUUAAGUAGAAAUACUCACGAAGUGCAUACAUACUAUUGAAUUGUAUGAGAAAAAGCUUUGAAAAAUAAAAUUUAAGAAGUUAUAGGGUCCUGAAAAAGCUUUGGGUAAUUGGAAGGCACUUAGUAAAGUAAUUCUGGUUUAAAAAAAAAAAGGGAGAUUAAAAACUUAUGGCUUCAGACUGCCUCAGUUUUAGUUAAUAGUAAGUUAAAAGUUAAAUCUAUUUUUUCCUUUUGUCGAAAUUGCAGUUUCUGUAGUGGCAGUGUUGGGUUAAAAUACAAGAAUGCUUCAAAAGUUUUUGGAAAAUAAAUAAAAUUUCAUUAAAAUCUAAAUUGUAGCCUCCAAUAAAAAACAUUUUAUUAUACUUCCUCUGGGUCUACCCAUUCUGCAGAGAGGCCUGAAUUAGAUUCCUUUGGUUUGUGACCUUUGAGAGUUAUAAUUAUCACAGUAAUUAAAGUGGCUCAUCCAAAAGAUAGUAGUCAGGUACAUUUUAGGUGCAAAUCUUGAGUCACAAAAGUGGGAGGCUGUUUCUGCCUAGAACUCCUGGGUACAAUGUGGUGCAGCUUGCUUAUGGGUUCUAGACCCUGGUGUGGGUGCUACUUAACCAGGUUGUUAAUGUGUGUUAGUUUGAAAUGAAAUGAAAUUUUUGGUGUUGUGAAAAGCCAUAAGCUGUGAACUUUGGUAAUGUUGGUAGUAACCAAACUUAAGCCCAUACAUUUCCAAUGCUUUCCUUGCUUUAGCAGAGACUGUUUACAUGAAGAAAUGAAGCAAUUUUUGUUGUUGCCAAUGGCUUAGAGACAAUUGUUUAAGAAAAAGUUGCAUAUUUUUGAUGCAGUUUGGGCAAUUGUUUACGUAAUAGAUGAAGAUUUCAUGAGGAAAACAAUGGAAAUACUAAAGACAAUGAGGAUUUUCUUAAUUGCAAUAAGUAUUCAGCAUUUUUAUUAAUAAAAUAAAUUUGGUUUAUAAGUAAAUGAUGCAUCUUAAAGAA
This is a messenger RNA of Monodelphis domestica (gray short-tailed opossum), 4073 nucleotides long. The record is from RefSeq and is a predicted model, not a curated record. Lineage: Eukaryota; Metazoa; Chordata; Mammalia; Didelphimorphia; Didelphidae.